UGGAGCGGGGAGAGGGAGAGCCUGGGAAGGGGGGUGGCGUGGCGGUUGGUGGUGGGGAAGAGAGGGGAGGGAAGCCUUUUAAUGACUCAUUGAUUGAGCCGGUUUAAAAUUAGUUGUGUGCGCGAGUGUGAGUGUGUUUUCCGCCCCCCCGGAGCCGCCGGGAGCCGGGAAGGAGGGAGCGGGGCUCGGCGAGGGGAGGACGGCGCGGCGAGGCCGCGAGCAGGGGGCAGGGAGGGCCAGGAGUGACGGCGGGCGAGGAAGAAAAAUAAGCUUUUCCAAUCUCCUCCCCUCGGUUUUCCCCCCCUCAAUUCUUUUCUCUCUCGGCAGCUUUUGGGUGUGAAUCGCAUUUUCCUUUCUUCUCGGCAAAAUGGACCCCGUCGUCGGGAGGGGGAGGGGAGAGGGUGGGGGAGAGAGGCGGCGGCGGGGACCGGCUUUCUUCUUCAUCCCGGCUUCCUCCUUCCCGCCGCUCGUGCGGGCGGCCGCGGAGAGAGCUCGGAGCAGGCCGCGCGUCUCAGCCGGGGCCCGGUCCGGUCCGGUGACCGGCGCGCGCCCGCCGCGGACGGGCCCUUCCCCGUCGCCUCGCCGCCUGGCCCCGAAGCUCCUCCGAGGACGCGCGGCCGGGCCGGACGAGCCCCCGCGCCGCGCCGAGGACCCGCGGCCCAGCCAGGGGCAUUUUGCCCGGCCCGCGCGGCCGGGCCGAAGAGACGAGAGGCCGUGGCGGCACUGUUUUGGCCGAGAGCGCGUGGGCCCGACGCGGUUCGCGCCCCCCGAGUCGCCCCGAAUGCGGGAUCUUUGGGGGGGUGCGGCUGGAAGGCGCUAAGAUGGCGCUGGGCCUGGCCCUUCGCCAGGGCUGGUGGCGCAGUUGCUCCGCGGGCGCCAUCUUCCCUGGCGGCUCGGGCGGCGCCCUUCGUGGACGCUUCGCCGGCGGGAGUGCGGGGAGGUCGGGGGCAACGGGGAGCUUUCGCUC
This is a messenger RNA of Lutra lutra (Eurasian river otter), 967 nucleotides long. RefSeq names its product protein argonaute 14-like. The transcript has a single exon. The coding region runs from base 368 to 820 and encodes 150 amino acids. NCBI's taxonomy places the organism in Eukaryota, Metazoa, Chordata, Mammalia, Carnivora, Mustelidae. The record is from RefSeq and is a predicted model, not a curated record.